UUAAGCCCGGGAGCCUCGCACGCUCCGAAAGGGCGCGGGAUUGUCGCCGCACUGCAUUAUGGAAUACAUAGUCUGAGAAAACGUCUUCGGGCAUAAACUCCCCACCAAGCUCACGUGUUUACCUUGUGCAUUGGAGGCCGGGGGUGGGGGGAGGGGUCAAUAAAGAGUAGCUACCAGAUUUCGUCAUAAAACCGCGACCAGACAGGCGGCGCCAUCUUCGAACUUGGACUUCCGGAAGGACUUUGGUGAGGGGGCAGCCAUUGUAGGGGGUGCUGAUGGAUACCUGCGGGGUCGGCUGUGUUGCCCUGGGGGAGGCCGGCCCCGUGGGGAGCAUGACUGUGGUAGACUCUCCUGGACAAGAGGUGCUAAAUCAGCUUGAUGUCAAGGCCUCUUCCGAACCAACUAGUGCUGAGGCUUCCAGAGAGAUGUCUUUGCCUGCGCCUUUGCCUGGAUUUGAGGACUCUCUUGGUGAGAGGAGGCUCCCUGCAGAGCAAGAAAGCCUCUCCAGACUUGAACAGCAAGAUCUUCCUUCAGAGAUGUCAAAGGUCUCAAAGCCUAGGGCCUCAAAGCCUGGCCGGAAGAGAGGUGGUAGCACACGGAAAGGCCCCAAAAGGCCCCAACAGCCUAAUCCUCCAUCAGCCCCUCUGGUUCCUGGUCUCUUAGAUCAAUCCAACCCUCUAUCCACCCCCAUGCCUAAGAAACGAGGUCGAAGGUCCAAGGCAGAGCUGCUACUGCUGAAGUUGUCCAAAGACCUAGAUCAGCCAGAGUCUCCACCUCCAAAGAGGCCCCCUGAGGACUUUGAGACCCCUCCUGGGGAACGACCCCGCCGAAGGGCUGCCCAAGUGGCACUUCUGUACCUUCAGGAAUUGGCCGAAGAGCUCUCAACGGCCCUGCCUGCUCCAGUGUCCUGUCCUGAGAGCCCCAAGGUGAGCAGCCCUGCCAAACCGAAGAAAAACCGGCAGCAGGCAGCCUGUCAAGGUGGAGAACAAGAGGAUGACACUGCACGGGACGAAGACUUUGUUCUCCAGGUUGAGGCUGAAGAUGGAGAGGAAAGCGAGGCCCCAAGCGAGAGCUCCUCUGAACCCGAGCCUGUGGUGCCUCAAAGCACCCCGCGAGGAUCCACGUCAGGGAAGCAGAAGCCACACUGCCGGGGAAUGGCUCCCAAUGGCUUACCAAAUCACAUCAUGGCCCCUGUUUGGAAGUGCCUCCAUCUCACCAAGGACCUCCGAGAACAGAAGCAUUCAUACUGGGAGUUUGCAGAAUGGAUUCCGCUGGCCUGGAAGUGGCACUUGUUAUCUGAGCUUGAGGCGGCUCCCUACCUGCCCCAGGAGGAGAAGUCUCCACUGUUCUCUGUCCAGCGUGAAGGACUUCCGGAGGACGGCACACUCUACCGAAUAAACAGAUUUAGCUCGAUCACAGCACACCCAGAGCGCUGGGAUGUGUCCUUCUUCACAGGGGGACCCCUCUGGGCUCUGGACUGGUGUCCAGUGCCAGAGGGGGCAGCAGCUUCGCAGUAUGUGGCCCUUUUCUCCAGCCCUGACAUGAAUGAGACACACCCCCUGAGCCAGCUUCAUUCAGGUCCUGGGCUGCUCCAAGUCUGGGGCCUUGGGACCUUGCAGCAAGAAAGCUGUCCUGGCAACAGGGCUCACUUUGUCUAUGGGAUUGCUUGUGACCAUGGCUGCAUCUGGGACCUCAAGUUCUGCCCCAGUGGAGCAUGGGAACUUCCAGGCACCCCUCGGAAGGCUCCUCUCCUGCCCAGGUUGGGCCUCUUGGCUCUUGCCUGCUCCGAUGGGAAGGUGCUGCUGUUCAGUCUGCCCCAUCCAGAAGCCCUGCUGGCUCAGCAGCCCCCAGAUGCAAUGAAGCCCGCCAUCUAUAAGGUACAAUGUGUGGCAACCCUCCAGGUGGGGUCUAUGCAAGCUUCGGACCCCUCUGAGUGCGGUCAGUGCCUUAGCCUGGCCUGGAUGCCCACCCGGCCCCACCACCACCUGGCUGCUGGCUACUACAAUGGCAUGGUGGUUUUCUGGAACCUUCCCACUAACUCACCCCUGCAGCGGAUACGGCUCUCUGAUGGCUCCUUGAAGCUCUACCCCUUCCAGUGUUUCCUAGCCCAUGACCAGGCUGUGCGUACCCUUCAGUGGUGCAAAGCUAACAGUCAUUUCCUUGUCUCUGCGGGGAGUGACCGCAAAAUCAAAUUCUGGGACCUUCGACGACCUUAUGAACCCAUAAACUCUAUCAAGCGCUUCUUGAGUACAGAGCUGGCCUGGCUGCUCCCCUACAAUGGUGUCACUGUGGCUCAGGACAACUGCUAUGCCUCUUAUGGACUCUGUGGGAUUCAUUAUAUUGAUGCUGGUUACCUUGGUUUCAAGGCCUAUUUCACUGCUCCUCGAAAAGGCACUGUCUGGAGUCUUUCAGGAUCCGACUGGCUUGGGACAAUAGCCGCAGGAGAUAUAUCCGGGGAGCUCAUUGCGGCCAUAUUGCCUGAUAUGGCCCUGAACCCAAUAAAUGUCAAGCGACCUGUAGAGCGAAGAUUCCCUAUAUAUAAAGCAGAUCUGAUGCCAUAUCAGGACAGCCGUGAAGGUCGAGACCAUUCUUCUGCUUCAUCUGAGGCCCCCAACCCACCCAAAGCUCGAACUUACGCUGAAACUGUCAACCAUCACUACUUGCUCUUUCAAGAUACAGAUUUGGGUUCCUUCCACGAUCUGCUCCACAGGGAGCCAAUGCUGCGCAUGCAGGAAGGAGAGGGGCAUUCGCAGCUCUGCCUGGACAGGCUGCAGCUGGAGGCAAUUCACAAGGUCCGCUUCAGCCCAAACCUGGACUCCUAUGGAUGGCUGGUAUCUGGGGGACAGUCCGGGCUGGUUCGGAUCCAUUUUGUCCGUGGACUCACCUCACCACUGGGCCACCGUAUGCAACUUGAAAGUCGAGCCCACUUCAGUGCUAUGUUCCAGCCGUCCUCCCCGAUUAAAGGGCCUGGCUUCCCUCCAACCAGCCAUCGCCUUCUGCCCGGUCCCUAGUCAUGGUCCACACAGGGCCUUUGGAAUGAAGUCUGCCAGGAACAAAUGCCCCCCGCCCCCCAUGCACAGAGCCAUAGGAACUGGGGGCUUCAUGGAUAGUGAUGCUGCCAGACCUGGACCUUUAGACCUGCCUUGCCAGGACUCCUUAGAUACCUCUCCUUCCACAGACUUCUGUCAUCACAGCCCCCUGCGGGCAGGGGGGCUAUCCCUCCACAAAUUCUCAAGGCUCCUCAGCCUAAAACUAUGGCUCAUGAGUAAUACUCAGGCCUGACCUAGGCUUGGAAGUCAAAUUGCUCAUAUUGAGCAUGUUGUGAAGUGGGUAAAGCUAAGUAAAGGUACUGGGUGUUUUUGAGACCACGCACGAGUGGGUGUUUGGAGAACUGCAAAGGGUAUCCGCAUGAAGGCUCCUGUGUGACUGUAUUCUAGGAUCCAGUAUUGCUGCCUUCUCAACUUCCUCUUGAGAGUAACCAACACACAGGCCCAGGAGGGGUGACAGUAAUUUAUUGGACCGAAGCUGCUUAUAGUACUUCUUUAACUGAGGAACACCACAAACACCCUGCCAGUAGAACAGUGGCUCAGAUCUUACUUGCUCCUGCUUAUGAGAUAUUCCCAAUCACUGGUCAUCUGACCCUACUUGAACACUCCUAGGCAGUCAUGUUUUAAAAAACCUUCCUUUAUAUCAAGUCAAAGAGUAUACUUCUAUAUAAUUUCACCAUGGGUAUUAGGAAAUCUAGUCAUUUUCCCCUGUGAUUGCCCUUUUACGUAUAUUUAAAAAUAGCUAUCAUGUGUUUCCCAAGUCUUUUCUUCUCUAGAUUAAAUAUCUUCAGUUACUUUAACCAUU
Lontra canadensis (Northern American river otter) is the source of this 3852-nucleotide messenger RNA. It is a transcript of the gene GTF3C2, whose product is annotated as general transcription factor IIIC subunit 2. The record is from RefSeq and is a predicted model, not a curated record. Gene Ontology annotation, cellular component: transcription factor TFIIIC complex. Gene Ontology annotation, molecular function: protein binding. The transcript has 19 exons. Gene Ontology annotation, biological process: transcription by RNA polymerase III. The coding region runs from base 276 to 3011 and encodes 911 amino acids. NCBI's taxonomy places the organism in Eukaryota, Metazoa, Chordata, Mammalia, Carnivora, Mustelidae.